Messenger RNA from Oreochromis niloticus (Nile tilapia), 1478 nucleotides. RefSeq names its product pepsin A-like. The transcript has 11 exons. Bases 376 to 1431 code for a protein of 351 amino acids. Gene Ontology annotation, biological process: proteolysis. Lineage: Eukaryota; Metazoa; Chordata; Actinopteri; Cichliformes; Cichlidae. The record is from RefSeq and is a predicted model, not a curated record. Gene Ontology annotation, molecular function: aspartic-type endopeptidase activity.
UUGGGGGGAUAACAGGAGGAGAGAAGCUGCAGAGAGGCAUGUAAGACUGUAACUCUGCUUUAGAGUAAAUUCAGAAUAAUAUUCAGCUUGGAUCAUGUUUAUGGCUCGUUCAGAUUUUUCAGGCUUCUGCAGGGCAACAUUCCAGAAAUGUUUGACAGCUACUGAUUUACUUUGGUUUUGGUCCACACCGGUCAGAGAGAUUGCUUCAUGACAAAACUUGAAAGACAGCUGACGUUAUCCCUCUCAAAGCGUAUAAAUAACAAAUUGUCAGCUGUUUGACUGUGUCGGUUCAUGUACACUCUCCAAUCUGAAGAGAUAAAGAACUAAACUACAGCUGGAGGAUUACUUUGGCAGGUAGACGGCAGAGUUGAGACAAUGAAGUGGGCCUUUGCUGUGUUUGCCAUGGUGGCACUGUCUGAUUGCCUCGUUCAGAUCCCUCUGGAAAAGGGUAAGAGUGCCAGGGAGGUCUUGGAGGAACAGGGUCUAUGGGAGGAGUAUAGGCAAAAAUACCCAUACAAUCCCAUGGCCAAGUUUGAUGGGAGCUUUGCUGUGGGCCCUGAAUCCAUGACCAAUGAUGCUGGUCUGUCUUACUAUGGAGUCAUCUCAAUUGGAAAUCCACCUCAGUCCUUUAAAGUCAUCUUUGACACUGGCUCAUCUAACCUGUGGGUUCCCUCCAUCUACUGCAACAGUGCAGCCUGCAACAACCAUGUCAAAUUUGACCCUGGUAGGAGCAGCACAUACAGACAAAAUGGCAGUCCUCUCAUUAUCACAUAUGGCACUGGCAGCAUGACUGGCUUCUUGGGAUAUGACAUUGUUACGGUUGGUGGUCUAACUGUGACAAACCAGAUGUUUGGUUUGAGCCAAACUGAGGCCCCCUUCAUGCAGUACAUGCAGGCUGAUGGUAUCCUUGGUCUGGCUUACCCAAGUCUAUCUGCCUCUGGUGCGACACCUGUGUUUGACAACAUGAUGAAUGCGGGCUUAAUCAACCAGAACCUUUUCUAUGUGUAUUUGAGCUCUAAUAAUCAGCGAAGCAGUGUGGUGACCUUUGGUGGUGUUGAUACCAACCACUACUCUGGUUCCAUCACCUGGAUUCCUCUCUCCAAUGAACUGUACUGGCAGAUCACAGUUGACAGUGUUUCUGGUAAUGGCCAGGUUGUAGCUUGUAAUGGUGGCUGUCAGGCUAUUGUGGAUACUGGAACCUCUCUGAUUGUUGGACCUCAAGGCGACAUUGAUAACAUCAAUUACUGGCUGGGAGCAAGCAGCCAGAAUGGAGAGUACAUGGUCAGCUGCAACAACAUUGGCCAAAUGCCUGAUGUGAUCUUCAACAUCAAUGGACAGCAGUUCACUCUCCCAGCCUCUGCCUACAUCAGUCCGACAGUACUAUUCCAUCUUCAACAGAGGCCAGAAUAUGGUGGGUCUGGCCAAGGCUAGAUAAGCAACCUGAAGUCAAGUCCUUCAACAUACAUCUUUGUGUUAUA